Laccaria bicolor S238N-H82 is the source of this 381-nucleotide messenger RNA. RefSeq lists its product as uncharacterized. The record is from RefSeq and is a predicted model, not a curated record. Bases 1 to 381 code for a protein of 126 amino acids. NCBI's taxonomy places the organism in Eukaryota, Fungi, Basidiomycota, Agaricomycetes, Agaricales, Hydnangiaceae. The transcript is spliced from 3 exons.
AUGGGUAUAGGCAUCAGUGGCCAUGGUGCAGUUGCAUUCGCUGAAUACCACACACACACGACAAGGGUUCAAAGUUGGUUUCGACUCCCACUCGCGAUAUACAUGGAAAAGGUGCGCUUCAGGCUUUUUGUCUUGAACGCUCUCAGGGGCAAUCGGCCACAGGUAUGGUAUACAAGGAACGCUUGCACAUCCUUAGCAGUUUUAUACCAAGAUUCCGCUUGCUCUUCAAUAUCCAGCAGCGAUAUGGUAGAAGCGCAUGCAGCUAUUGCCAGUCACUUCACCAGGUGUGGGUGCAGCGCACGCUUCGGGUUCGACUCCCACUCGCCGCCUACUAAGACAAUUUCAAUUACUCUUUCAGACAGCUCACGGUGGCUUCAAUAA